UCGUCCUUCUCUUCGUUAAACUAGACAUACCCAAUUCCAGCAACCGUUCCUUAUAUGUUUUAGCCUCCAGACAAAAAUAUCUUUCUUUGCAAGAUAUUUUUUUCCCUGUUAGGAAAAUGGUUAUAUUCUCAGCUGUGGUGCAGGACGGUCAGUUUCGGGACAAAGUCCAAACCUUACCCCCUCAAACUCUUAACCCACCCAGUUCCUCUCCCAACGAUCACCCCUUUGGCGUCCCAGGAUUAAAAGCCGGGGGCGCCCGGGGGCGCCCUCUUGCAAGAGCCUCCUGUUUGCCCAGCUCAGCAGGAAGCAGCCCUCAGGAUGGCGGAGGAGCCGAGCGGAGUUGGGCGAGAAGAGUCCCAGGAGGGAGAACGGCUCCGUUCCCUGCAGUCCCCAAAAUCUGGCGGAAACCCGUCCGGGGAGGGAGGCGCGUCUGCCCGGCUGCAGCUGCGCGGCUGGCCUGGGAAGGCGGAGCGCGGAUCCUCGUCCUGCGCGCCUCUCUUUUGGGGAUCGCGGGCUCGGUCCUCAAGGGCCGGCGCGGGGGAAACUCCGCCCUGGCAAGGAUCCGACCUGCCCCUGGGAUUCAUCCUUGCCCCUUGAUGAGAGGCUUCCAAAAGGGCCAGGACUUCUGAAGAAGCGUCUUUGGGGGGGGAAAACAACCCCUCUGGAAUACAAGGUGGAGAGGUGGUGAUGUGAAGAUAGAGGGUUCUAGCCAAGCGAUGGCAACACCUUUUCUAACAGUCAAAAAGGAAGAUGUGGAAAAGAUGAGUGAAAAGGAAAGGCUUGGGGGAAAGGAGGAGCUGGAGAAAUACUCUAGUUUCCAGUGUGCAGAUAUCGGCUCUUUCUUGCACAGUGAUGAUCCCCAAGAAAAAGGAGCAUGUCCAGGGUGCGGAAAAAUACCCAGAGAUGAAUUGGGAUUAUGUGAUUGUGUAGAGAAACAAAGUGAAAGUAGGGAAUGUUCCAGAAGGACCCUUCCUCUUAUUUUUCAUCAGAAAAUACAAGAGGGAGAGAACCUGUACAAAUGCACGGAGUAUGCGGAAAACUUCAGUACAAGCCAGUCCCUCACAUCCCAUAAAAACAUUCCCAAAACAGGGGAUCCAUACAAAUGCCUGGAAUUUGGAGAAAACAUCAGUCAGAAAAGUCACCUGAAUUCCCAUCAGAGCAUCCACAAAGGGAGGAAGCGGCAUCAAUGCAUCACCUGCGGAAAGAGCUUCAGAAUGAGCAGCUCUCUAACUUCCCAUCAAUGCAUCCACAGCAAGGAAAAGUUGUAUCAAUUCAGGGAGAAUAGAACGAAGCUUACCCAGUGCCAGGAACUGAAUUCCUGGAAAAAAAGCCCCACUAAGAAUGAUUCAUGUAAAUGCCUGGAAUGUGGGAAGAGCUUCCGUUCUGCAAGGAAUCUCACUUACCAUAAUAGGAUCCAUACAGGGGAAAAGCCGUAUCAUUGCACAGUGUGUGGAAAGAGCUUCACCCAAAAUGGCAAUUUAAAUUUACAUAAAAGGAUCCAUACCGGAGAGAAGCCGUAUAAAUGCACAGAGUGUGGAAAGUGCUUCAAGACCCCCGGUGCCCUUACUUCUCAUAAGACAAUUCACACGGGGGAGAAACCCUAUGAAUGCCAGGAGUGUGGGAAAAGCUUUGCCAGAAGCGGUACUCUAACCUUACAUAACAGGAUCCAUAAAGGGGAGAAACCUUAUAAAUGCCUGCACUGUGGAAACAGCUUUAGUCAAAAAGUGCAUCUUCAGUCACACGAGAGGAUCCAUACGGGGGAAAAACCAUUUCAAUGCAUGGAGUGUGGAAAGAGCUUCCGUGCCUCAGAAAACCUUACUGCCCAUCGCAGAAGCCACACGGGGGAAAAGCCCUUUCAAUGCCUGCAAUGUGGAAAGCGCUUUGCCAGUUCUGGUGGCUUUUAUGCCCACGAACGGAUCCACACAGGGGAGAAACCGUACAAAUGCCUGGAGUGUGGAAAGAGCUUCCGCAAAUCCAGCCACCUAACUUCCCAUAACAAUAUCCACACUGGAGAGAAACCAUAUCAAUGUUCCGAAUGUGGAAAGUGCUUCAAUCAAACAAGUAACCUUAAUAUCCAUAAAAGGAUCCACACAGGGGAAAAGCCUUAUAAGUGCACCGAAUGUGAUAAAUGCUUCAUUGACUCGGGAGCCCUCAUUUGCCACAAAAGGACCCACACUGGAGAGAAACCAUACGAAUGCAAGGAAUGUGGAAAAGGCUUCGGUCAAAAAAGAACUUUUAUAAUACAUUACAGAAUCCACACAGGGGAGAAACCAUACAAAUGCACGGUAUGUGGAAAGAGCUUCAGUGAUCCUCAAGAAAUUGUUUCCCAUGAAAGGAUCCACACUGGGGAAAAACCCUAUAAGUGUGUGGUGUGUGGAAGGGGCUUUAGGACCUCCCGUGACCGUGGUUCCCACAAGCGGACCCACACAGGUGAAAAGCCAUACCAAUGUGGGGAGUGUGGAAAAUGCUUUAGUCAAAAUACUUCCCUUCAUAUGCAUAGAAGAAUUCACUCAGGAGAGAAACCAUAUAAGUGUAUGGAGUGUGGAAAAUGCUAUAGUAGUAGUGGUGCCUUUAAUUACCAUAGGAGGACACAUACUGGUGAGAAACCAGAUAAAAGAGUUGAACGUAGAAAAGUAAUUAGUUAGAAUCAGUCACAUAACAUCCACAGAAAAAUUUACUCACCAAAGAAGCCAUUAAAUGAAUCAAGCGUGAGAAGAGAUUUUUUUUUUAAAAAAAACUUAUUUUUCUUGUUAAAGGAUUUGCUCAUUGGAGAAACUACUAUAAAUAUCUCAAGGUGAUAAAAUGCUUCGGUGCCUCUUGUUUAGUUAUUCCCAUAAAUUGAUUUAGCUGGAAGAAACCGUAGAAAUACACUGAAUGUGGAAAGUGUUUCUGAAGCACCAGAAACCUUACUUUCCAUACGUCUAUGGAGAUUCUCAGUCAUCCAGAUCAUGGUUGUCCCCAAAGGUGCUUUUUCAGGAGGCAACUGGACUUUCUUGUUUUUCUUCGAAGACGUUUCGCUUCUCAUCCAAGAA
Crotalus tigris (Tiger rattlesnake) is the source of this 3032-nucleotide messenger RNA. RefSeq names its product zinc finger protein 345-like. The transcript is spliced from 2 exons. Lineage: Eukaryota; Metazoa; Chordata; Lepidosauria; Squamata; Viperidae. The record is from RefSeq and is a predicted model, not a curated record. Bases 717 to 2645 code for a protein of 642 amino acids.